Loxodonta africana (African savanna elephant) is the source of this 2519-nucleotide messenger RNA. Its product is annotated as olfactory receptor 14J1. NCBI's taxonomy places the organism in Eukaryota, Metazoa, Chordata, Mammalia, Proboscidea, Elephantidae. The record is from RefSeq and is a predicted model, not a curated record. Gene Ontology annotation, cellular component: membrane. Gene Ontology annotation, molecular function: odorant binding; olfactory receptor activity; G protein-coupled receptor activity. Gene Ontology annotation, biological process: G protein-coupled receptor signaling pathway.
UCGAUUUAUAUGAUAUUAUAUGUUAAGGGUAAUGAUUUUUGAUUAUCACAAUAGUUGGAUAGAUACUAUCAACAUACAAUGUUCUCUUAGUUUUAUCUAUUUUUCCAAUAAAUGUUCAGAAAAAAAUAAGAAUUUGUUCUGUCAAACAUGAAACAAAAUUAUAAAACUGCAGUAACAGAACCAGUGCGGUGGUGGGGUAUUUGAAUUGACAGAAAGAUUAAUGGAAAGAAUAGGGCUUCAGAAACUACUUAAUAAAUUCAUAUGUCUGUGAACUGAAUGAAACUUUGAAUGUAUAUAAAAUUUUGUUGGUAUAUAUGUUCCAAUAGCAAAAUUAUAUAUAUUUUCCUUCCCUUUACUUGAAAUGGGUGACAUGAAAAUUUAUAAUCUAAUUUAUCCAAUCCUCCUUAGGACUGAGUCAACAUCAUUUAAAAUCAUUGAGCAUAAUUAUUAGUAUCUGAAGCUACUUCACACUAACAACGAUGAACUGGCUAUCCUGACUUCAUGCCUUAACUUCACUGAAUAAGUGGCUUCUACCUUUAAAUAAUAAUUUUUUUUUUUCCUAUGGGUGCCCAUCUUGUCUUACAGCCAGUAUCGCUUUCGGAAAUAAAGAAUAUGGCUAAUUUCACUACAAUGAGUGGGUUUUUUCUCAUGAGUUUCUCUGGCAAUCCUGAGAUAGAAAUCUUAAAUGCUUUUUUGUUUUUAGUCUUAUACUUAGGGGCUUUAACUGGUAAUAUUCUCAUUAUCACUGCAACUUCCAUGGACAAUAGUCUCUACUCACCUAUGUAUUUCUUCCUGAAACAUCUCUCCUUUUUGGAUCUGUGCUAUAUUUCUGUGACUGUACCAAGGUCCAUUUGCAACUCUUUCAUGCAUAGUGGCAAUAUUUCCCUCUGGGAGUGCAUACUGCAGUGUUUUGCAUUCACUGUCUGUGCUUCUUCUGAGAUGGCCAUGCUCACAGUGAUGUCCUAUGACCGCUACGUGGCCAUCUGCCUUCCACUGCGCUAUGAAAUCAUCAUGGAUGUCAGCGUCUGUGUUCAUGGAGUUUUAGCUGUCUGGAUCAGUGGAGUCAUCUCUGGAGUCAUGCAUACAGCUGCUACUUUCUCCAUCCACUUUUGUGGCAAUAUCAUUCACCAGUUCUUCUGCAAUGUCCCCCAGCUCCUGAAACUCUCUUGUUCCAAUGACUAUGUCAGUGAGCUUGGGGUCACUGGCUUCCUGCCCUUGGUGGCCUUUCUUUGUUUCAUCUCUAUUGGCCUCUCCUACACACACAUAUUCUCUACUGUGCUGAGGAUUCCAUCUGCUAAAGGCAGAGCCAAAGCUUUUUCUACUUGCCUCCCCCACCGUGUUGUCAUAUUAUUUAUCUCUACUGGAGCUUUGGAGUUUCUAAACCCACCUUCUAACUCUCUGACUGUGCUAGACUUUUUCCUCACUGUUUUUUAUACUGUUGUGCCCUCAACACUCAAGCCAGAGAUCUAUAGCCUGAGGAAUAAAGCCAUGAAGGUAGCUUUAAGAAAGGUUUUAAAAGAAAGAACAUCCUACCUGUUUUGCUGAAACAAAUCUAUUAAUUCCUGGUUGGGAGACAAAUUCAAAAUACAUUCGAAAACAUAACAAAGCCAAUCAAGAAAUUAAAGCAAAUAAAGAACUCAUAAUAGGGAAAGUUAUUAUAUAAAUGAACUGUCAUUGAGCAAUAAAAACAUUGAAACAUAGAACACAGAAUUACAAGUGAGUUACUCAUGUUAAUACAGUAGAUUUAAAUUUCGUCCCACAAAGCCAGGUGUAGAAAAAUGUAAAUUUCUUUAAUUUUACAGACUCCAAUUUAAUUUCCCUUCCCUACCCCUUUUUAUCAGGGUGACAGAAAACUCAGUCAAUUUAAGAUUCCUUCCUCAUUUUUCCUGAGUUGCACUGCCGUUUGGGGUAUUACAUAGUAUACUAGCAUUGAGGAGUCACCUGGCUCAAUGUCCUCUGGGAAUUUGGGGGUCUACUAAGAUUCUAUUAAGGUUUCGCUCUGCAAGGGAAACACACUCAGUGCUUCAAUCAGACAAAGGUCACCCUUGAAAAGUCUCAUUAUAUCAUUUAUAUUGCUUCCUCGGGGGCAAUGAAUUACUUUGUCACUUGUAUGGAUGAUUUAACUAAUAUAACAAUCUGAAAGAGACUCUGAAAUAUAUGCUUUUCAAUAGUAAAAUGAAUGAAAGAAAAAAUACAAACAAUAUUUUAAAAAAUAAUAUGCUGGGAAAAAGAAAAGUUGCAUUUGAAAAAUAAGCAAAACAUUAUAUAAGUAUAAUGUAUAAUGAUUGAAAUUUAAAACUCCACAGAUGGAUUAAGCAGCAGACAAAACACAAAGCAAACCAGAAUUAGUAAACUAAAAGAUAAAUCAAAGUUUUUUCUGGCAGAAUGAAUAAAAAUAAAUGAAGUUAUUUUAAAAAGCAUAAAAAAUAUAUUUCAGUCCCAAAAUGAAAAAGAGGGUGCAAAAUUUACCUAAUAAUAGUUCCAGAAAGAUCUAUUGCUCUAUUUGUCCAUUUUUUAAG